Temnothorax curvispinosus is the source of this 2007-nucleotide messenger RNA. Its product is annotated as maternal protein pumilio-like. NCBI's taxonomy places the organism in Eukaryota, Metazoa, Arthropoda, Insecta, Hymenoptera, Formicidae. Bases 307 to 1992 code for a protein of 561 amino acids. The transcript has 10 exons. The record is from RefSeq and is a predicted model, not a curated record.
CGUCGUCAUCAUCAUCGUCGUUGUCGCCCUCAUCAUUGUCUUGCUCGUCGUCCACGUUCUCGUCGUCGUGGAAAUAGUCGGUGAGAAUGUGCCGCCGUUAACAACCGCGCGCUUACGGAACAUGGUCGCGCAACGGCCGUAGCGAGCGGUACCCUCCACGGCACGGCACCACGCUAGACGCCGCCGCCGGCUCUCUCCGUGCGAGAACUAACCUACACGAGGCCGCGAGGGUGCAUCCCCAGCACGUUCGGCCGUCCCGCGCUUGCCGUGCCCGGGGACAGCGGCGCGGCCUGACAGCACGAGGACAUGAAGUGGCUCGGCGCGGGCAGCGGAGGCGCCGGGGGCGAACCGGCAUCCUCCAUGCAGCUGCAUCACACCUCCGCCAACGGCCACAUACCCACGGACACAGAACAGUGUGGGCAAGUUAUGGCUGGUGGCGAUAAUAUGCGAAUCCAACCUGGUCAAACACAUCAGAUGGGAGUGAGUAGAACUCAAGACGAUGCUAUGGUUGGUUAUGUGUUUCAACGACCUACAGAGCCAGAAUUUAACACCCAAUCUUCAACUUUCCAAACAAAGCAAGCUCCGAGAGCUUGGGCAUUAGCGGAUGACGUUAUUGUCGAUAAUAAUCAAGAAAAGUGGAAAUAUUCUAUGACUAAACUUGGUGUACCUCAACAAAGUCAAUCUCAGCAACUAGGAUUAACUAUGAACAAUGUACAUUUGAGUAAUGUACCAUAUGAGAUACAUCCUAUGCAGUUAAAAAGCGGUGCACCUGGCGCAGAACAUUUGGUUUAUCUAAACAAUCAGAUGACUGCUCAACAACAGGUUCAACAACAGGUUCAACAACAGGUCGCUCUCUUUCAUCACCAACAGCAGCAGCAACAACAACAACAAUUCAGAAACGGACAGGUGACGCACCGCGCCGACGACGCCGCCGCUGCCACCACCGCCGCUGCCGUCGUCGCCGCCGCCACCACCAUCACCACCGCGACCUUGGAGACAGUGGAGAGUUUCGGAAUCGGUUACGGUCAGGGAGCGGGCGAGAGCACAGGCAACUGGAUGAAACCGCCGGGGAAUCUGUUUCUCUACCCCACGUUAGACAUGAAGGAUCUCACGGGAUCCGUGGAGGACAUGAUCGCUCCCUCGACAAAAAAGCUCUGGGGCGUGGACGAGGGCGGCUCCAAGGACGAAGGGGGUGUAAAAGGCGGUGGGACCCUGCUUCACCUGGGCGACCACCCGACCACCAUGUGGCGAGAUUCCACCUGGAGCACGACAUCAGAUCAUGCAGUGUCACAGCCAAUUUCAAUGGGUACGGGCAGACGUGUGGGAGUUGGAACGGGAUAUCACCACCAAGCAUCAGAAGUCGGGACAGUACUUAGUCCUAGAAGCAGCGAAACAGGUGGUUUGGGAGUUAAAAUGGUUGAAUACGUUCUUGGAUCGAGUCCCACUACACCAAAAGAUUUGGAACCGCGAAUGGUUUCUCUGAGAUUGAAUACCGAUGCAGACAAGAAAGAAAAAGAAAAAGGUUCGGCAAGUCCUUUUGAUAGCACAAAGGAUGAUGCUGGGCCACAGGGUAAUGGAUUAGCGUCUCAAAACGGUUUAGACGACGACAAAGGAUUUAACCGCACACCCGGAAGCCGUCAACCAUCACCGGGCGAAGAAGAAUUUCAGAAGAAUGCCGCCGCCACCCUGGCCGUGAGCGCCGGUGGUGGUGGCGUCGUCUUGCUGAAACCCGGGAUCGACGUUGUUGGCAGCGAGGAACAUUUCAUGGCGGCAUUUGCGCCGGCACCACCGCACCAUCUGCAGCAUCACCAAGCGCCGCCGACUCAUCAUCUACAACAUCCGCACUCGCACACGGCAGCGCAACUCUUCGGGGCACAAGCCCCGCCGCCGCCGCAGGGUCCACCACCCUCGCAGCAACAGCAACAACAACAAGGUCCUCCGCAGCCGCAAGACACCUCCACGCACUUCGAAGUCCAAGUAAGUCUUGUUUGAUCUUUCGUUUUUAUU